UGCGGCGCCCGCCAAAACCUCCCCACGAAGCACGAGCACACCACGUCCACACGCGCGGCAGCAGAGCACAGCCGAGCGCCCGGCCGACGACUCGCAGCAGCCCAGCCGAUGGCGUCGCUCACCAUGAUGGCGUGCUUCGCCGCCGUGGCGGCGGCCGCCCCCUCGCGCCGCGGCAGCCUCGCGGUCGCCAGGGCCGCCAAGGUUGAGCGCUGCCAGGAGCCUGCCAGGCUGGCGGCCGAGGAGGCGGAGGCCCGGCCGGCCGAUGGGCGCCGCGCCGUGAUGCUCGCGGCCGCGGCCGCGGCCGUGGCAGCCAUCGGCGGGGCCGGGGCUGCGUCGGCGGAGCCCAAGAAGGGGACCCCAGAGGCCAAGAAGAAGUACGCGUCCAUCUGCGUCACCAUGCCCACCGCCAAGAUCUGCCACAACUGAGGGCGCGAGCGCGUUGCAGUGACGCCGGGGGCGGUAAAUAUAUGUACGGGUUUAUCUCUUGUCCAUUAAUUCGAGCUUAGAUGCGUGAGGCCUCCGCUUGGUCGCCAUGGACGGUCUCAAAGUUGUAAUGCCAUUGCAAACUCGAGGACAAAACCGUUCUUGUUCCUUUA
Phragmites australis (common reed) is the source of this 596-nucleotide messenger RNA. RefSeq names its product photosystem II 5 kDa protein, chloroplastic-like. The transcript has a single exon. The record is from RefSeq and is a predicted model, not a curated record. Lineage: Eukaryota; Viridiplantae; Streptophyta; Magnoliopsida; Poales; Poaceae. The coding region runs from base 109 to 426 and encodes 105 amino acids.